This is a messenger RNA of Mucor velutinosus, 1284 nucleotides long. RefSeq lists its product as uncharacterized. NCBI's taxonomy places the organism in Eukaryota, Fungi, Mucoromycota, Mucoromycetes, Mucorales, Mucoraceae. The record is from RefSeq and is a predicted model, not a curated record. Gene Ontology annotation, biological process: RNA 3'-end processing. The coding region runs from base 1 to 1284 and encodes 427 amino acids. Gene Ontology annotation, molecular function: nucleotidyltransferase activity. The transcript has 6 exons.
AUGUACUAUUGUCUAAGAACAGAGCAUGUCUACAACGCGUUUUACGAACGGUUUGGGUCCGGCUUUGUCUUUGUGGAGAAUGAAGAAUUCCAACGCAAUGGUUUUGAUGGACAUGAGUGCAGCGGUUGUCGCUACGAGGACCCUUUGUUCCUCCUUGUUGACCACAACAGGUUCCAUUCGCCCGAGUAUCAGAGAAAGAAGAUGGCUAGCUUGCGGCUGGAAAGGGAGCUGUUCAAGUUUUACGAGCCUGCCAAAUUCUACAGUAGAAUUUUUUUUGGCUCUACGAGAACCCGCUUGGCAUCUGACAGCAGUGAUUUGGAUCUGGCCAUUGUUAUUCCGCAAUUCAUCAAUGCUAGCAACGAGACAUUGAAAGAGCUCAAAGGCAUGCCAACCUCAUUCUUCAACAUGCACUACUUGGCCACGAAACUACGAGAAAUAGGCCUGGUGAAUGUGCAAGCGAUUCAGGGUGCAACAGUGCCAAUCUGUAAAUUCACCGACUCUGAAACAGGACUGCAAUGUGACAUUAACGCUUCCAGUUCUCUGGGUGUGGAGAACAGCCAGCUGAUUGACGCAUACAGGAAGCUGGACGCACGUGUAGGCCCUUUUUUGUAUGCCCUCAAGUGUUUCGUAAAGAAGAGAGAUAUCAAUGACAAUCGAAGAGACACCCUGUCAAGUUAUGCGUACUGUCUGCUAGGUAUCUACUUCCUAAUGAACUACAACCACGACUCUCCUAUUGUCUCCAACUUACAAGACUUCAAAUGCAACUGCGAUGCUGAAUGUUCUGGAUAUGGCUGUAAGUUUGGUGCAACAAACUACUCUGUGGACGGGCAGCAGAAGGAACAAGGACGACAGGCUGCUACUAUAACUCAAUGGGAUGGCUAUUGUCUCGACAACCUCGGCAAGAUUAUGCUGGAGUUUUUCAAGUGGGCAUCCAACAUUGAAAACCUCACAAGACACAUGUCGAUCUGUUACUCUGACAUGGACAUUCCAAAUGUGCCAAACAAGUGGUUCAGGAAGAGCAUGGUGAUACAGGAUCCAUUCGUCCUCAGCAAGAAUGUUGCAAGCUCAUGUAGUGAAUUAGAACUCAAUAGAAUACUAGCUGAAUUCCAGCGUGCAGCCAAUCUACUCGAGGAAACUGACAUGACAUUUGUUGAAAUGUGCAAUAGUAGGUCAGAGCUUGGAUCGAAUUCUCGAUUCUCAAAUACUGCAGUGGAGGUGCCUCUCAGUGUCAACAAGCCGCGUAGCAAGAGGAAUAAGAAUCGAUUCAGACAUCGCAUGCAAUAA